Messenger RNA from Oreochromis niloticus (Nile tilapia), 508 nucleotides. RefSeq names its product T-cell surface glycoprotein CD4-like. Gene Ontology annotation, cellular component: external side of plasma membrane. Bases 1 to 417 code for a protein of 138 amino acids. NCBI's taxonomy places the organism in Eukaryota, Metazoa, Chordata, Actinopteri, Cichliformes, Cichlidae. The transcript has 2 exons. Gene Ontology annotation, molecular function: signaling receptor binding. Gene Ontology annotation, biological process: T cell receptor signaling pathway; regulation of cytokine production. The record is from RefSeq and is a predicted model, not a curated record.
AUGCCUGCCUCCCUGCUCUCAGUUGGACCGCCUCACAGAUUGGAAUACCUUAAACUCACCUGCAAAAAAAACAAGAAAAUCAUCACAGCUAAGUCUGGACAGAAAGUCACUCUGACAUGUCGAGCUCCAAACAAUAACAUCAUAGUUGUGAAGUGGAGCAGAGCUGACUUGGAACCAGAAUAUGUCCUUUUGUACCGGGAUGAUCUGUUUGUUCCAGAUGAGCAGCAUCCAUCUUUUAAGGACCGGGUGGAUCUGCAGGACAGACAGAUGAAGGAUGGAGACGUGUCUUUGAUUCUGAAGAAUGUGACGAUUAAUGAUACUGGAACAUACGAGUGUCGUGUCUUCAUGAGAGAAACACGCUCGUGGAAAUCCAUCAGCAUCAUCACCCUGAGUGUUGUUGAUCCUCCAGGUGAGUGAGUAGAGUUGAGUGUGUGUGUGAUCAGAGGUGAAGCUGCUUCCUGGUUGUUGAUGUUUGUUUCUAAAGAUGUUGUUGAUGAGACUUUGUAGA